AUGUCUGAAGCAGCGACUUACGAAAUUGUGGAGCGGGACGAAGCGGGGAACAUCACGACUACGUACCUUGCGUCGGGAGGAUCGCGGGUUGAUGUCAUUCGUCCCAAGGAAACGAAGAGCUAUGUUCAACAAGUACUCGAUGUCUUCCUUCCAGCUGGGUUUCCGCAGAGUGUAACGGAGGAUUAUAUCCAGUAUCAGAUCUAUGACUCCCUUCAAGCGUUUUCGUCUUCAAUAGCUGGUAUGCUAGCCUCACGAGCUGUUCUCGAAGGUGUUGGUGUCGGAGACGCAAAUGCCUCACCAACAGCCGCACUACUCCUCUCCGUGCUGCAAGAGUCAAUGGGCAGGAUCGCAACAAUCCUGUUCGCGCAUAGACUUGGCACAGCGCUUGAACCAGAGUGUAAGAUAUACCGGCUUGCUGCUGAUGUAUUCAACGAUACUGCUAUGAUUCUCGAUUGUCUCUCGCCUGCCUUUCCAAAGCCAAUCCGCGUAUUGGUGCUGGGCUUCUCAAGUGUGCUGCGAUCGCUCUGUGGCGUCUGCGCUGGAAGUGCAAAGGCGAGUCUUAGUGCGCAUUUUGCGAAGAGGGGGAAUCUAGGUGAGCUCAACGCUAAAGAUUCGAGCCAAGAAACGGUCAUAUCACUUCUUGGCAUGCUAGCAGGCAGCGUUGUGGUAUCGUGGGUAUCGACACCAAUUGCAACAUGGACGACUCUUAUCGCGCUGCUAUCUAUUCACCUGGCAACAAAUUACGCUGCAGUGAAGGCCGUCAGCAUGCGCUGCUUGAACCGGCAACGCGCCAACAUCGUCUUCAGCAGCAUCCUUCAGCACGGAGAAGUCCUGAGCCCAAGCGACGUGUCUAAGCGCGAGCGUGUCUUCGAACGCGAUGGUAUUUUACGCUGGGCGGACGACGAGAUAGUCGGAUACUGCAAAAUAGGCGUAUCGCUUGAAGCACUCUUAAGCCGCUUCGACCGAGGUCAUACGCUUACAGGCUCGGUAGACUUACGCAACAUGGGAAUGUCCGAAUUGCUACAUGUCUUCGCUGACGAGGCCUAUAUCCUCUGGCCUGCUUUAUCAGACGAUAACGCUCUGAUCGUUCUGAAAGAAGGAUGCACUCCGAUUGACCAGCUCAAAGCAUGGACACAUGCAUUGUUGCUGGCAAGAAGGGCCCGGGGCGAAAUGGGUAAGCCGGAUGCCGAUGGGGCAUCCCGCCUUGCUGAGCUGAGACGGACGUUGGAGACUACGCGCGGACUGUUCGCAGAAUCUUCUAAAGCGCUGAGACAGAGGGGAUGGGAAUUGGAAGUCGCUGCUCUCGAGACGAGGGCUGGCACGCGAGCAGAGAUCAGAAGCCAAAAGAAAUCAUGA
Cucurbitaria berberidis CBS 394.84 is the source of this 1356-nucleotide messenger RNA. RefSeq names its product DUF647-domain-containing protein. Bases 1 to 1356 code for a protein of 451 amino acids. NCBI's taxonomy places the organism in Eukaryota, Fungi, Ascomycota, Dothideomycetes, Pleosporales, Cucurbitariaceae. The transcript is spliced from 7 exons. The record is from RefSeq and is a predicted model, not a curated record.